Molecule: messenger RNA, 6757 nt
Organism: Gasterosteus aculeatus aculeatus (three-spined stickleback)
Lineage: Eukaryota; Metazoa; Chordata; Actinopteri; Perciformes; Gasterosteidae
Source: RefSeq, a predicted model, not a curated record
GUGGUUCUGGGAUGUGGAACAUAAGAACUCUCUCUGUGAGAAGCAAACAAACACACGGAUCUACUGAGAGAAAACUCUGAAUCAGAGGAUUUAUUAAAGAGACAAGAGACACCGCCUCAACUGAUCUUCUGCUGGACAAUAGAGAAGGAGAGAUGGAAGGAGGAGGAGGAGGAGGAGGAGAGUGAAAGCACAGUGCUGAAUGGGGGGGGGGGGUCCAAGCUGAGUCUCUACUGGAUAUGGAGGAUUCUGGUUUCUAAGGAAACCACAGCGCAGCGCCACAAAGUUCACAGAGCUGACGCUGUGCUUACUGGAAGCUACUCGCUGCAUUGGGAGGAUGUAACUGCCAUCAGAGGAGCGCAAAGAACAGGCCUACCGACGGAGGAUCAGAUGACCUCAUCGGACACGGCGUGCAGCUCUGUUACCACGGCAACGGGCUCAAUGGGAAGUGACCUGGAGCGGAGCGCAGGUUCGAGCCGACAGUUUUGAUGCGACCCGAUGAACAGAGGAGAUUUUAGAUUCUCUGUCUUGUGUGGUCGGAUCAGAGUUAUUGAGGUCAAAGGGGAGCCUGCUGCUAGAGCUCCGUCGGCUGGACCUCUGCCUCUCACCUCCCCGUCAUGCAGCACUCCCAGAGACUGGACCAAAGACUACACACGCUCAGGGAGGAGGUCCGGACCAUGACCCACGACAAGGAGCGGGGGGAGCAGGUUUGGAGGGACCGACUGCAGCGCUGUCAGAGGCAGCUGAAGGCCAAAGAGGAGGAGAUGAGUCGCCAAUCGCUGUACUUUGAGAACUUCAAAACCCAACUCCAGCACAAGCUGAGCCUGGCCCGGGACCGAGAGCAGAGCCUGCAGAACCGGAUCUACACUCUAGAAAAGCAGCUGCUGGACGUGACUGUGAGAGCCGCCACCGACACCGCAUCGAUCGGGGCAGUCAGAAUUACUGCCGAGACUGUAACACGCUGGGAAGAACCAGAGCGGCUGCCUCCCACGAGAGGACAGGGGGAAGGGGAGGAGGAGAGGAAGGAGGAGAGGAAGAGGCAAUGGCAGCCAAGUGUGGGAUAUAAGAGGGGCGGAGGGCUAGGAGGUGACCAAGAGACACAAGGAGAACGGGUCAAAGAAGCACAGUCAAACGAAGCCAGGCUGCAAGGCUUCAUCCUGAGCCUGCAGCAGGAUCUCAAGGUGCUGCUGGAGAGAGAGGAAGGUGGGAUGACGGAGCGAAGGGGGCUGAUGGAGCAGCUCCAAGAGGUCCAGGAGAACAGCCACUUCCUGGACUGCAAGGUGGAGGACAUGAGAGCAGAGGUGCAGCGGCUGAAGCUGUCCGAGCAGUCCUUGAUGGGGGAGGUUGAAGAGCUGAAAGAGGAGAACCACAGACUCCAUCCAGAGUCGACGUGGUUGAGUCCUGGGUCAAACACUGUCUCUUAUGCCACCGCCACGGGACACUCCUCGGUCGGGAGCUUUGGAGAGGCACAUCUACCGCUGGAUGAGGGAGCAGGCCGGCCGCAUUCAUCCGCAGUUUCACCACUUCACCACCAGGAGGAAGCAGAGAGUCUACAGAACAACGCAGAGGAUCGUUCCCCAUCUGCCCCAUCAGAAUCUACUCCCCCUAAAGUCUUUUGCCCCCGUGUCCGGUCACUCUCUUUGACUACAGAGACACUAGAGGAGUUCAGAAUGGGGACAUGGUGCUGUAAAGGGGUUCUGAACCUGGAGAAAAGCCCCAGUGAGGAAUCGGAUGCCCUGAGGGAAGCCUACAGGAGCUUGGGGCUGGAGAAGGAGCUUGAAGCGCAUCAAGAACAACGUGUCAGCUUUGAGGUCGACAGGUUACAAGUCAGCAAAGAGGUACGAGAGUCAGAGAUGCAGCAGAGGUCUUCAAGAGAAAAGAUCUGCGCACCGUCCGCCGGUAAUGGAGCUGAAGAUGCCGCUGAUCUCCCCCUCGCCCAGGGGGAUCUGGUCUGGGCCCUGAAUCAGGAGAACCGGCUCUUGGCGGAGCGGAUUCAGGAGCUGGUCGCUCACAUUGAGCUCAGAGAAGAGGAGGUCAAGAGGGCGCAAACGCAGCUGAUGGAGCGCAUCUUCAAACUCGAGGGAAACCGAGUUAGGCUGGAGCGGGAGAGCCAGGAACAAGAGUGUCUGAUUACAGAACUCACCAAGAAAACCGAGGAUGAUCUCAACGCCAUCAUGGAGCUGCAGCAAAGGUUAGAGGAGAGUGAACAGCGUCCGGAGGAAUCACAGGUUGCCAACACUCCGCGUGGAUCUCAACUACAAAGUGAGCCGACGGCUGCACUGUCGGGAAGUUUUCAAGAGCAGAACCUGGAAGAUUGUGUGGACAGUUUGGUGGAAUGUGUGCUUAAUGGGGAAGAGCCACAGGGGACGUCAGCUCAACAACUAUAUGACUCGACCGCUGCUUCAGCACCCAGUUCUCCACGAGAUAAUCACUACGGUCCUCUGCAGAACAGCCUGCUAAUCAGUUUACGCGUUAGUUCGUUGACUGAUCAAGAAAAGCAGCUCACCAGGUCGGUCCAGAGACUCAAAGCGGACGAAGAGGAACUGUCAGGUUGCAUAAAUGCUCUCAGAGAGCAGCAGAGAGAAGUAGCUCUGGCCGUCCAAACACAAACGGAAGACAAACAGCAGCUAACACGCACAGUUUGGGGACUGAAGGAGGAGAAAGACAGCGUCUCUCAAUCUCUGGCUGGUGUCAAACAAGAGAGAGAGCAGCUCACCAGGACCGUCUGUGGCCUGAGGGACGAGAGAGACCAGUUAAUAAGGUUUAUGAGGGGCCUGAAAGAGGAGAAAGAGUCUUUAUCGGGUCUCGAGAGAGAAAAAGAGAAACUGUUAGAAUCUCUUUCUAGUGGCAAAGAAGAGAGAGAUCAAAUCAUGCAGUCGCUACGCAGUUUACACACAGAGAGCGACCAGCUAAGCCAGUCGGUGCUGCAUCUGAGAGGCGAAAGAGAUGAGCUCACCAAUUCCCUCAAGUGUCUGAAGGAGCGGAGAGAAGAAAAAGAAAGUGUUGAACAUUCAAUCAGCUGUUUGAAACAGGAAGAAAAACAGAUAGAGCUUUUACUUCAGGGCCUUAGAGAGGAGAGAAACGUCCUCUCGCCGGCUCCGCCCGGCCGAACGCAGACGGAGGGGAUCGAUCGCAGGCCACUGAAUCCAAACUGUGCCGUGGCCGCGGAGAAGUGCGCGAGUGUUGUUGGAACAGGAGCCACACGGAGACGUCCGGCUCACGGGCAAAGUUCUGCACAGCGUGUUUUUAAUGGAAAGGAGGAGCAAAGCGAUCUGAGGAGGGAGAUUGAAGCUUUGGGAGAAAAACUAAAGAGGUCACGGGACGAUCUGGACAAGAGCCGUGUAGAUACCGAGUUUCUUGGCUGUGAGUUGCGUCGCUCAGAAGCAGCGAGGGAGGAGGUGGAGAGAAAGGCCGCCGCGGCAAAGGAGGAGCUGGUGAGGUGGAAGGACAAAGCUCAUCAAAUGGAAGAAACCAGAGAGGAAAAUGACAGCCUCACCACCCAGGUGGAGGAGCUGCAGAGGAAGGUGGGCGGCCUGAUCACUGAGAAGACUGCUGCUCUGGCUCUAAAGGCCCAAGAAAAGGAGCAAUACAACGUCCUCACAGCGGAGCUCAAAGCCAAGACGGUGGCCCUAGAGGAGCUGAACUCUGAGUACAUUGCCCUAAAAAGAAGCCAUGACAGUAAGGAUGAUGCGAGCGAUGUUCUCGUCUCACUCAGGACCCGUUAUAAGGACAUCAGGGCCAAGUAUGACGCACUGAAGAAGAAGAGCCAGAGUGAUGUGGAAGUAGCUCCGUUAAAGGCCAAGCUGUCUUGCCUGGUGGAGAAGUGUCAGGAGAGGAACAGCUUGCUGGUUCAGAUGAUGAGGGCAAUGCGCAGACACGACUGCGUGGACUCCGCGCUCGCCCAUCAGGUCGAGCGGCUGCUCAGAGACGCCGCUCUGCAAAACUACACCGCGGCGUUCACGCCAAGCAGCCGCCUGAAAACCCAGGAUUACGCCGGUGGGUUGACGUCGGGAUUUGUUUCCAAAUUCGAAGACUACGCCGGUGGAUCGACGACUGAUCAGACGUGCUCUACUGCAUCCGCACAUGUGCAGCAGCAACGCAAAAACGGAUUCAAAGCUGAAUCCGGAGCCCGAAGUGAAAAACCCAGAUCUUUAGUCUCCACUGAAGCAGAUGGGGGAGACCGGCAACCAGAGAAAUCUGGACCGCAUCACUCGGAUACAGAAGAGACGUCCUCCCUGGACCCGAGCGGUUCCACUGGAUCCCCAGUGAGUCCGACUCCUCCCUCCUCCGGCGCACGCUACAGUCCCAGCAGGAGGCUGAGUAGUCCCGAGAAGAUCAUGAACAUGUAUGAGCAACUGCAGCAGACUCUGAUGAGCAGCUAUCAGUCUCCAGAGAGCAGAGGAAGGGAACGGCAGCCCGGGAAAAGUCUCUCGUUUCCAUCUUCAGCAGACCUUCACUCUGCCUCUGAGACCACGAAGCAUAGCUUCUGUUCCAACGUGCCACCUCCCGACUCCCUCCCGCUCAGCGCUGCUCUGAGCCCAGCUAAGCACACAAAUAGGUCAACGACGCUCUUUGACGCAGUCGCCUCCCGAUCCGCCAACAUUACAUCAAGUCCCAACAUGUUUGCCUGCUGUCCCUUUAAAACCACAUCGUCUGCUGUAUCUGGCUCCUCUGACCUUCCUUUUUCCACGAAAGACAAGUCCAUCCCGAGCCGUGGCACGGAUAUAAAAUCACCAGAACCGGCAAAGAAAACGCCUGCUAUCCCCGCUGAAUCCGACCCGAGACGCAUGUGUUCUACUCCUUUAACUCCGAGGACCGCCACCGUUGACUCCGAUGUCUUGACGUGUCCGAAAACCACAGCCUCAGACACAACUGCCCCGAGCUCGCCGACUGCCCCUCAGGCGAAUCCUUUCCUCACGCCUUCUAUAACGGAUGGUGCUACGUCCGCCCGCCAUGGACUCGUAUUGGCUGCAUCCUGCGCUCGCCCUGCUCGUUGCUCUCCCGAGAGGUCCAGCAAGCCUGGCAGAAAAUCCACUGCUGCUCUGGGAAGACCCACACCAGAAGCUCCAGCUGAGGUUCAAUCUGUUGAGGUUAUCAAAACAGUGGGCCAGGGCAGCCUGAUGAUCGGUUGGGAAAGGCCGCCUCUCGACGAGCUGGGCUGCAGUAACGGCACGUUUGUGUACGGAUAUCGGGUGUUUGUGGAUGGAGACUUCCACAAAUCUGUCAUGAGCUCAGCGUGCACCAAGUGUGUUCUGGAGAACGUCAACCUGCGCGGCCCGGUUCACGUCAGCGUCCAGACGCUGGGAUCCAACGGACUUAGCUCGGACUUUGUCCACACCACGCACGUGACUUCGGUCAAGAACAGUCUGAGUCUCUGCGUCUGACUGACUGCAGCGAGCGCAACUGGAUGGCUGCAGCCGCUCAGUGGAAACCUUCGAGUUUGAAAGCCAUCUAUAGCCUGCAGCUCUCUGAGGGGCCGUCCUGACCUCCACCUCAGCCGGCAGCGAGGGAGACACCGUCACGCUGCUCGGAUACCCGCGGGGCUCAGGUCAAACAAUCAGAAAAGUCUCGCGUCGUCUCACUUUUCCAGCCUACGAGUACCUUUAUUGAACUGUGGCCGACCUCAAAACCACAGCAACUCACUGAAGAUGUCAUACUCAUGUCAGACUGUUGCCUCGGCCCUCAGGGUCAACCUGCGCGUGAAGGCAGCUGAUUGACUGUCGAACUUCCUGUCUCUCAGUUCUCUUGAAUGGCCGGUUCGUCACUAGUGCCGAGUGAGAAAGAUCAAAUCAAACAAAUCCAAACUGAGAAAAUGUUUACAUUUUUUUUGCCGUCUUUCCACCAAGACAGAGCGCGCUGGAGGGACGUCUGCUGCGCAUUUGAACACUGUGUGAAACACGGAGGGACCAGGUGUCGUAUCGCUCCGUGGGAGAUCGAUGCUGCUGCCUCUCUUGACUCUAUGACGUGAACAGCUGGCUAAAGGGACACGUACUGUAUCAAAAGCCUUUGUUCUUUUCUUUUUUCUUUAUUUUAUGUGCAGUAACGACCCCGAUCUUACUUGAUUUUACACAUGAAGCCAAAUAUGAGAAGAGAAAGAGAUUCACUCCAAAGACUUGUGUGUGUCAGCGUCUCCUCACACGUUUACGGGAUCACUCCAAACAAAGAAGUUAUUUACGUUCUGAAUUUUGCACACAGUCGUUGUUGUAUCUGAUUACAGCUGAUAGCAGGAGAUGAAAUCAAGAAAAGAAAUUAACCCUGAUAUUUUUUGUAGAGAAUAUUAUAUAAAUAUGCCACAAACGAAACGUCUUUUUGUAUGAGUGACACUUUGAUUUUCACACCUAGUAGGUGUUAUGUUUGCACGUUUGUAUUGUUUUACACAAUGCUCACAAUAUACACACGAUGUUCUUUUGCUACUUACUUUAUGUACGGGUGUGCAGUGAUCAAAGUGCAGCAAAGGUAUUUUUCUAUCAGUAGUAGAAGUAUUGAUUCCUUUGCGACUGUACAGAGAAUAAAUGUUUAUACGACACUGACCGUCAUUCCAGCGUCUCAACAGUCUGGGUUUACAAAUGCUCGUUAAAAUCAAUUCAGAGUUGAGAUUUUAUAUUAUGGAAAAUACAUCGCUGUCCAAAACACACAUCUGGAAGAUUCCGAAUGUUAUAAAGAGAAAAUAUUUAUUAAACCAUUUGGUUUUGUGAGAAAGCUCCGUCACAAAGCUGGAAAUACUUUCCUAUGACGGUGACAAUAAAUGUGUCUGAUUAAA